AGCCGUGAUAGGUGGCUAAUGAAAAGCUAACCAGCCCCUCACUUCUAUCCAAUGCAUCGAAAGUUUGCGCCUGCCCGCACCCGACCUUGUCCUUGUGAGCGUACCUACUUCCAGGCUUGUGUAGGUAUUUGGCAUCUUCAUAACUUAGACUCUUAUUCCAUGGCGCACAAAACUCGUUUCAUGGUCAAAUUCAAGUGCAGAACCACAGAGGAGAAAUUUCAAAGGCUAGAAGGAGUUCCAACCAUCUCGAGGCACCCAGAUACCCAAGCACGACAUCUUCCCAUGAUACCCUUGUCGACUUCUCGUUCGGUGACCAACCAAGUAGCCCUAGGGCGACCAUUGUGUCAGACGCAAACAUGGACUCAUUCCAGUUUCUAAGUGAGCCCAAGAUCCCAGCUGCCCAUCGCGCCGUUGGUUCAUCCGAUGAUGCCCCUCUUGAGUUGGAUGAGAUCCCAGCAGGGAAAACCGAAGACAGCUACGAAGCCAAGACAGUGGCUGCGGACCCGCUCGAUAUCGUUGACAGCCGGGGUGUGAUUGUUCAAGACUUCUCGUCGAGCCCUGCCGAUUCCAGCCACAUCAAGGCCAUGUAUUCGACACCGUCCCUCGUUGAGCAUCGGGAUUCCAGCGAGAUUCUUACGGAGGAGUCAGACGACCCGCAAGCGACGCUUCUAUCAAGCACCACUUCGCGGCCGCAGUCGUCAGCAUCCUCUGUCGAGACAAGAUGGCGGCCCUUAUAUCUCCAAACAAGAGUCCAGGCAGCUGCAAUGUGUGUUUUCUUUAUUAUGGCUGCCCUUGUCGAGGCUCUCUUGGUCAUAUCCCGCAAAAACGACGGACUGGCAACAAGCAAGGAAGAAAUGCGCUAUUUAUGGACUUAUGGGCCAACAGCUCUACUCGCCCUCGUCUCGGCAGGAUGGGGCAUGGUUGCUUUUCAGGCCCAACUAGUUGCACCUUGGUACAGACUCAUCCUAGCACCCACGAAGGCCAAAGAUUCCAUCUUUCUCGACUACUUGAACAUGAUUACACCAGCGGCAAUCUUCAACUCGCUCAAAAAUCAUGAUUGGGUAGUCUCAAUCAGCCUCUCGGUCGGCCUAUUGAUUCGACUAGUCAUCGUGCUCUCGACUGGUUUAAUCAAUCUGGAUUUAAUCAAAGUCACAGACACGUCGUACCCAACGAGAAUAACAAGGAAGUUCAUAGAUGGGAACGAGACGGUCAAAGUUCCUCCAAACGAAAUAUUAGGGAUGUUAGACGAUACUUUGAUGGAGAUCAAAGGUGGAUACCGCCCAUUCCCAGAUGGAACUUCGGACCUCUACGCGUGGGAGACUUUCGAGACCGACGCAGCAGUCGGUACAGAGAUACACACCACAGUCACUGGGUUUUCUGCCAAUCUUGCAUGCGAACCUGCGGUCGCAGAAAUGCGAUACCACCUGAAUCAGGAUUAUCUCCCUGAAGGUGUGGUCGAUGCCGUGUACCCGUGCGGAAUGCCUUGGAUCACAAUGAAUAUCAGCUUGUCGAGUGGGGAUUGCGUGGGGGUCUACACAAAUGAAGCAAGGACUUGGUAUGGAGGCGGCAGGACAGGACCGGUCCGUUUCAGUACUUUGUUCAACGACACUUGCCAAGGAGCCGGAUCACUCGAAACGCAGCGUCUCUUCUCGAUAUUCGGAGUUGUUGAUGCCAUCUUUGGCGACUUCAGCCAGGCCGAGCACUGCUAUUCUUCCCACAUACCUGAGGAAAUCCGGCUGUUAAGGUCUAAUGCAUUAAUAUGCACUCCAGUUCACUUGAUGCAUGAUCUUGAUAUUCGGAGAAUUGGUACUUCGGAUCCCAUCGUUCAGGUGAACGAGAACUCAUCUUCCCGGCCCUUGGAAAGCCUCCACCCCUGGACCAUUAUGGACACCAUCAUUACGUCUAUGAAGUCCCACGUGUGGGGCAGUCUGCCUACGAUCAUACAUAAAGUUGAUAUGGUUGGCCCAGAGGUGAUAUCAGACGCCUGGACGUAUUUUGUCUUUGGCAUUGGGGGCGCCACAAAGCAGCACGCCGACUCCAUGUUCGACAGCGCCACUCUUGAGGCAACGCUUGUUUCAUACUAUCAGAAGCAUGCAGCGCAACUUGCUCCGGCGCUCCUCAUGAGAUCCUGCAACGAAACAAGGCAAGGCACAGCCUUGCUAUUGGAGAACCGCCUGCUCGUUUCUCCGUGGAUUUGUCACAUCAUUGCCGGCCUCCUCGUUAUUGCCGGACUUGCGAGCCUAGCCAUCGGGACGCUACCUCAAAGAAAGAUAUCGCUGUCGUUCAAUCCCAGUAUCCCGUACGGGAUGGUGAAAGACUUCUCCCACAUCAGUGGCGCAUAUUCCGGGCUAGAAAUGCCAGUUUAUGGGUCCCUCAGCCCGGAUAGUUCGCCACAAGUAUUGAGAAAAUUGCCGUAUCUUGCUGAGCCAACUCUGCGCCAUAGAACAAGAACCGCAUCCAGUUUCCAGGCGAUAUCCGAGGAUCAAUCUUACAACUACCACAAACUCCAAGAUGAUGUUCACGGGCGAAAACGAGCCAAAGUUCCCUUUAUUCUACGACCUUACACGCGAUUCUUUGCAUCCCUUGCAACCCUGGCCAUCAUGGUUAUGUUAAGAGUAACCUUGAAGGAAUCCGAAGCAAAUCUAGGCCUCGGAGAAGCAGCAUGGAACUCGCAUUUGCAAUUCUUGUGGACCUCACUGCCGGCAGUGGUCUUCUCGGGAGUCUCAUUGACUCUGAAAUGGAUGGCCACGGCCGCUGUAUGUCUUUCCCCGUACUGGAACAUGGCGCGAAGUGCGAGGUUCAAUGGAUCGAUGGGAUCGAACCUCCUUGGUGAACUCCUGCCAGUCUCAACUUUCCGUGCGGCGCGACUCGGUUCUGUGGCUGCGGCAACUGCUGCAACUGCGGCCAUGCUGGCGCCCUGGUUCACCAUCUUUUCCCCGGCUUUGUUUCAGGCCAAAUACUUUCCGAAACAUUUGACGGCAUCAGUUCUCACAACGGGCUCGUUCUCAACGAGCUGGCCAAUAGGUGGCGAGGCGCAGAUGUUGGCGGGCGUGGUAGCGGGAAAAUUGCCGACUACCCUUGCCUUCCAAAUUCUCCAGGAAAAUAUGACCUACCCAGCCUUCACGUGGGAAAAUUUAGCGUUUCCUGAGUUCAGGUUAAACGCUCCUGACUCCUCGAAUGGUUUCAAUUUGACCGACACCCCUAUCAAGGCUCGAGUACCAGCGAUUCGCUCCUCUCUCUCGUGCAGACCGUACGGCUCCUCCGAGAUUAACUCUGCACUAUGGUUGGGCCAUCCAAAAGAUAAGUUUUUUAAAAUGUAUCCGCCAUCUUGGGGAAUCGGCUUGGCCGCUGAGACUUCCAAUGUCUCCAAUCCGUUGGUCGUCAAACUCACCGGUGAAACUUGCGCAUUCGACAAGCCCAACUACAACCCGUUGAGUGUCAUAUUCGAUACUACAAUCGGAGGCACCACUCCAUCACAUUCCUCGUUCAUGGCAGGACUUAAAGGAGGGGGGCGUUCGGACACCCGAGGGUACGGGUUGUUGUCGGGGAACAAGAUUGCGACAAAUGGGCAUUCCUGCAAGCCAUUCGUAUUCGUUUGGGGUCACUUCAAUAUCUCCGGAGACCAAGAGCAAACAGAAGUAUUCGCCUCAGCAGUGGCCUGCAAUCCUACAGCGGAACUCGUGGAUGUCAACAUGACAUUUCGAGAACCAGAACUGGCAAUAGAUUCGCUGGAAGUCGAUGAGACUUCUUUGCGGCAGACCUCUUUCGGAGAACACAUAGAUACUAAUAUUGGCCUUCUCUCGAUGUUUGAUUACGCUGAUAUCCGAAGCAUAUUCAAAGAUUAUCAGCCACAGAUUUUCGACGCAUUUGCCUCUUUGCUGACUACCUCGCCUUACGCGCUGACGCCUGAGGACAUUGGGGACCCCAAAAGGAUUCAGGACGUCGAAAACGCAAUCAAAUUCCAGUACGGCAUCUUACAAACACAACAUAUCCACAUCCAUGAUCGAUCCAAACCUGAAAGGUCGGAUGCCACUCUGCCGAAUUAUGCUGCCACGCCUCUCAACCAGACCAACGAUGCUCUUAGUUACCCCGCAGUUAUCACGGUCCCCAACGUCAAUCGUCGCGUGAUCCAAGAUCCAACGUCAACCUACAUCAUCGAGGGCCUGCUUGCUGUGGUGUUGGCCCUGACGCUGAUCUCUUGGGCGUUGUCACCCAGCCCAGAUGUCUUGCCUGGGAGCCCCACGUCGAUUGCAAAUGUUCUGUCCCUAGCCGCGUCAGGCAACCUUCUGGAGUUCAUUGCCAAAGGUGGCGAUGGCGGUCCACCGCCCGACGAUUUGUUCGAUAAGUACAUCUUUUGGCUCGGAUCGCGAAGGGUCAACGGCUCGGAUGGCGGAGAACAGGAGCGAUUCGGCAUCUGGGUCUUGACUCGAGAAGAGUUUGAGGUAAUGGAGGAGAGCGAAAAGUCGAAGUCACCAUAGAGGAAGUGAUGUAACCUUGAUUGUGACUGAUAACGGUGCUCUGAGCGGCUCAGGGAGUCAAGAGAUGGGCACGGGGUAGGAGGGCGCUGGGCAAGGGUCUAAAGGUGUCAACUAAAAGAUAGCCCUGAGAGUUUUCUUUUACAAUAAAUAGUCUGAAUCGA
Molecule: messenger RNA, 4639 nt
Organism: Diaporthe batatas
Lineage: Eukaryota; Fungi; Ascomycota; Sordariomycetes; Diaporthales; Diaporthaceae
Exons: 1
Coding region: 357-4478 (1373 amino acids)
Source: RefSeq, a predicted model, not a curated record